CUUCUUUGAAAGGAGGAGGGGAGGGCCUUUUGCAGGAUAACUUGCAAGUGUGUACCACUGCUUAGGGAAAGCUUCUAUCUCUCUCUCUCUCUCUCUCAACGCUGUGUGUGAUCUAGCCUCUCUCUAAGAUAUCUAAACAUUUAAAAGCAUCAGCUUUAUUUUAGCUGGUAGGCAGCAGGCAUGUCUUCCUGGAGUAGCACAAAGGACUGGCUCAAAGGCUUUGGCUUGGAGCAAUACCACAAGAGUUUCAUUGAAAAUGGUUACGAGACGCAAAAGCUGUGUGCCAAUUUAAAAGACGUGGACCUCGAUGGAAUGAACAUUACUAUCAGUAGGCACCGUGAGAUACUCCUCAACCAAGCAAUGGUCCUCGCCAAGCACUGCAUCAAACAGUCCUCGGUUGGCAGCGAGUCCCCAACUGCAUCUCCACCAAUCAAAGAAAACAGGAAAGCCAAUAGAUCGAACCCAGCAAGCAAUGUCGAGAAGCUCCCAGUCAUUACUGAUACAGAAACAUACACUGCUGUCUUUGAUGACAAAUCCUCGUCUCAUACUCCUGUCCCAACUAAGCCAGCAAAGAAAAAAAAGCCUUCGCGCUCUCCGAAACCCAGCAUUGACUCCCCACCAAGACCCCAUCAGCCAAAAGGGACUGUUAAAUUAAACCCGUCGCAGUUUGCUAGACCGAAAAACGAAGGAGCUGCUGUGUCUACAUUAGCCAAUAUGCCACCUACACUAAUGACUAAACUUCAGCUGAAGGUUCACAUAAGGGAGAUGUUAUCUAGAGAUCACAUCGUGUUAUCCAAUCCUAAAUACGUCAUUGAAGAAGGGGUUGCAAAUGAAGUCACGCUAAUAGAACUAGCUGAGAAUUAUGCUGAAGAGCUUCACAUUGAAGGAUUGAAUGUCUAUGAUGCUGUGAGGGACUUGUGGCGAUAUGCCAUCAAUGAGAAAAGUGAAUUUGUUCUGCCAAAGUCGGUAACUAGCACACCUGUUGUAUCUACUACUACUACUGCUAGUGCUUCAAACUUUAAUGGGAUUGAUCAGAGCAACUACAGCGAGCCGUUUGACGCUAGUCCAACACCUAUAAAGACUCCCGUCAAAGUCAAAGUGAAAAGUGAUACAAAUAUUAAUAGCAAACCUGCCCCUUCGAAACAGCCACAACCACCUCCACAGCUUACCAUUGCACCCUCUGCAUCUAGUAACUAUGCUGAACCUUUUGAUACUGUUAAAGUUCAGCCAGUCAUUAUUACAAAAAGUCCAGAGGAGCCAAAAGCUCCAGCUGUGAGUUCAAAGCCAGGUUAUAAGUUGUCAAACGAAUCACACUCUGUUGUUGAAAGAAGGUCAUACAAAACAUUACCUCCUUCAAGUUCGCCAAACCCUUCAACCUCUUCAGAGGAGAGCCCAAAAGUGUUGUCUCCUCAAAAGAAAAGCCCGUUUCGUAAAUCAGAAAAGCUGCUUGUACGAAAGCAAGUUGGAAAGAGCACUUCUGCCGAAGACUUAACAAAUCCUGAUUUAUUCAAGGAGCAUCGUUCAUCUUUACAAGUAACAGACACACCUUUUACGGGUAACCUCCCACGUAGUAUAUCUUCUAAUCCAGCUCUCCUUUUUGAAGAGAGUCUUGGAAGUGAAGGGACUAAAAAAAUUAUUGGCUCGUAUGAAUCAAUUGAUAAACUAGAGUACAACCCCUCGCAACAAUUUACAUUAGAACAACAGGAGGCAUCCGCUGAUGAUGAUAGUGCACAGAGUAGUUAUAAAGUGUCUAGUCGUGUUAAAGGAUUGACGGUUGCUAAAAAUCCAAAAUCAGAAUUAGAGCUAUCCAAUGUAUUGGAGGUGUACGUAGAAGGAAGUGAUACUCCUAUUCGUUUCCAGCGCUUUAAAAACUCUGAUGGUGUCACAGAAACAGUCAUAGAAGAGGAAACUGAUGGAGGAGAAGGAAAAGACGAAAAGAAGAAAUCUCUUUUGCGACGUUUAUUUCCCAAAAAGAAAGACAAGGUUAAGGACAAGAGCAAAUUAAGACACGGUACAUCAGCAGACAGUGCUGAGACUCCCAGCGAAGAGAAAAGAGGUCUGACCAACUCAACCAGCAUGCCUGACAUUGCUGCUGCUACUGUUCAUUCUGAAUACGCUGAGGUAUUUGAUUUUCCCGAGAGCAACGCUUCAAAACUUUCACCGCCUAAACUACCUAAUAGGAACCGUCCACACUCUGCCAAGACCUCAAAUGCAUCUCUGCCCUCAACAGAGCAAUCUCCAUACAUAGCUCCCAUCACUCAUCAUCAGAUAUUGCUAAAGCCAGAGUCCCCAACCUCGACUGAGGUCAUUCAUUCUACUCCUGAGGCUAUAACGACAAACAAUGAUGAUAGCAUUAUUGAGAUUGAUGUUCAUUCCAGCAAUGCACUAAUGGGAUCAAAUGUUAAUAAACACGAGUGGAAGGAAACGGAGCAAGUUUCAGCUUUCAAGAAAGACAGUUUGUCAUCUAGCCCUGCCACAAGUUUGCUACAGCAGGAAGAGCAAGGGACGAUUGCUAAAGAGAGUCCUCAGGUCAACCAGUAUGACGACCCAUGGAAGCCAAUACUUAAGCCACUUCCUAGAAGCCAAAGGACAAUAUCAUCAGACAAUCGUGGAAAGAGUGUUGACGCAGAUUCUCCUACAAAGAGCCCUCAAAAACUAGCACUCACUCAUAAAUUAUCGGCUGAUGCAACUCUGCGUUCACAUCGCAAUCCCCAUCCAUCUCCACAGUCAUUGAAAAAUUACUUUGAAAACACUCAAACUAGCGUACAGUGCUCUACCUCUCCAAUUAACCAAGUACCGAUUGAUAGUAACAAAGAAGCCCAGACAGGUCCUCACCACAUAGCAUCACUUCAAAAAACAUUUAAGACGAUGGAGAAAAAGAAGCCACCAUCUCUGAGUGGUAAUUUGCUCCAGAUUGCAUUAGAAGAGAAAUUACUGUCUGAUGGGAUCGACAUAACGUCUCAGCCAUACUCAUCACAGAGAGGUGAGUAUGGUGUACCCAGUGCGUUGGUCUCGAGGUACUCGGAAGAGGUAGGAAACUCGGAAGAUGAUAUAGCGAAAAUGCUUGACAAGAUCAGACGCUCUUCUUUGCUUAAAGCUAAGAGAGGGCAUAUUGCUCUAAAGAAAGACUGGAAGAUAUUCUCGGACAUCGAGACCAAGUCUGUCGAAGGGUUUUUAGUAUCAAUUGGUCUGCCACAGUACCAGGGUCUCCUAUUGGAAAAUGGACUGACGUCUGUGAUACAACUCAAGAGCUCAAAAUGGAACUCACUUCCAUUGCAAGAGAGUCAUAAAAGGCGUCUCAGUGCUUUCUCCAAGAAAUUGUAAUUUUUUUUAUUAUGACCAUUAUAGUUCAUCAUCCUCCAUUGAUUUGUACUUCAUUAUUAUACUUAUGAUUAUUAUUGUUAUUACUCCUUUGUCAGUUAUGUGCAUUAUUAUUCUCAUCAUAUCAAUUUAUUCGAAAAAAUA
Messenger RNA from Amphimedon queenslandica, 3465 nucleotides. RefSeq lists its product as uncharacterized. The record is from RefSeq and is a predicted model, not a curated record. NCBI's taxonomy places the organism in Eukaryota, Metazoa, Porifera, Demospongiae, Haplosclerida, Niphatidae. The transcript has 19 exons. The coding region runs from base 181 to 3324 and encodes 1047 amino acids. Gene Ontology annotation, molecular function: protein binding.